UGAUUAAAGCUCAGAAUUGUGUCGCCACUUCGACAACAAUGGGGAGCAAACCCGAGACGUCCGCUGAGGCUCCUGCGCCUCACGCCUUCCCCUUUUUCUCUGUGCUGGCAGUGGGACUUGUGGCGGUAGUGGCAGCUGCAGUGGCCGUAGUGGACCCUUCCGAGCUUCGCCAGCUGGUGUCCACCUACACCGGUGUCUCCUUCAGCAACACGACCGUCGAUGGCGUGGACUGUACAGUAGCCGAGCAGUAUUUGACCGAUGUGCUUCCUGUGAAGGGCUUCCACGUUCUCUGCAUCCAGAAACGUCCGGAGGGAGAUCUGGGUAUUACUGCUUUCAAGCAUGGAAAUGCGCCGUCCAUGAGGAUUCAGAGUAAAACUGAGUUUACAGACUUGAAGACGCAACUGGAGAAAACGUUGGAAAUUCAAGGGCCGAAAGAUGAAGUUGCUAGGCAAUAUAAGCAGCCGUACGCAUUUUUCACCCCCGAAGGCACGAAACUUGAGAGACUGGAUGAAAUGGUGAACCAAAUCAUCUUCCUCUUCGAAGGAGGUCAGUUUGUCUGGCCGGGUAUUCGAAUCGGUCACAAGACUUUGGUUAAGGACGUGGCUGGCAAGGGCGACGUGGUGCUUGAGACUUUGAGUAUGAUUCCUCUUGUCUUCAGUGUGGAGGAAUUUCUCAAGGACGACGAGAUUGACAUCAUCAUGGACUUGUCCUUGGAACAUCUAAAGCCGUCGACUGUGACGCUGAUGGACGGACAUGAGAACCGAGCAGCCACAGACUGGCGAACGAGCACGACGUACUUUUUGUCGUCGAGUAAACACCCAAAACUUGGUGAGAUUGAUCAACGAGUAGCAGACCUGACGAAGGUCGCAAUAGAUCAUCAGGAAGACGUGCAGGUGCUUCGUUACGAGGAGACGCAGAAGUACGACCAUCAUACGGACUAUUUCCCGGUGGAACACCAUAAGAACUCGCCUCAUGUGCUGGAAUCCAUCGACUAUGGCUAUAAGAACCGUAUGAUCACAGUGUUCUGGUACAUGUCGGACGUGGCCAAGGGCGGUCACACGAUCUUCCCGAGAGCGGGUGGAACACCUCGACCACAGUCGAUGAAAGACUGUAGUAAAGGACUGAAAGUUCCUCCGAAGAAGCGUAAGGUCAUUGUUUUCUACAGUAUGCUGCCCAAUGGAGAAGGGGAUCCCAUGAGUCUUCAUGGCGGAUGUCCUGUCGAAGACGGCACCAAGUAUUCUGGCAACAAGUGGGUGUGGAACAAGGCGAGGAACUGAGUUUAAAAAAGUUUCGAUGAGGUUUGAUGGACAAUACAUGGAAUGAGCUAGCCACACUGUGGUAUUUUAGGGACUUGUUUUCUUUUGUAGAUCAUCCUAAUGGGUGUGUGGAAGUAAAAAAAAAAAUAUCUUAAGAGAUCCUAG
This is a messenger RNA of Phytophthora nicotianae INRA-310, 1421 nucleotides long. RefSeq lists its product as hypothetical. Lineage: Eukaryota; Oomycota; Peronosporomycetes; Peronosporales; Peronosporaceae. Gene Ontology annotation, cellular component: endoplasmic reticulum. The record is from RefSeq and is a predicted model, not a curated record. Gene Ontology annotation, molecular function: iron ion binding; L-ascorbic acid binding; procollagen-proline 4-dioxygenase activity. The coding region runs from base 39 to 1277 and encodes 412 amino acids. The transcript is spliced from 3 exons. Gene Ontology annotation, biological process: peptidyl-proline hydroxylation to 4-hydroxy-L-proline.